Fusarium vanettenii 77-13-4 is the source of this 906-nucleotide messenger RNA. RefSeq lists its product as uncharacterized. The transcript has a single exon. Gene Ontology annotation, biological process: nucleoside metabolic process. The record is from RefSeq and is a predicted model, not a curated record. NCBI's taxonomy places the organism in Eukaryota, Fungi, Ascomycota, Sordariomycetes, Hypocreales, Nectriaceae. Gene Ontology annotation, molecular function: catalytic activity. The annotation marks the transcript as partial.
GACUACACGGUCGGCUGGGUGUGCGCUCUGCCCCUUGAGCUUGGUGCAGCAACAGCAAUGCUCGAUGAAGAGCAUGGCAUACUACCUGUCGGACCUGGAGAUAGGAACACCUACACGUUCGGCAGGAUAGGACACCACAACGUCGUCAUGGUAUGUCUCCCCAGUUAUGGCACUGCCAAGGCUGCCGCCGUGGCCAGCCACAUGCUCCGGAGCUUUCCAAACAUCCAGUCCGGACUCAUGGUCGGCAUUGGGGGCGGUGUUCCAACUAGUGAUGCAGAUAUACGGCUCGGCGAUGUCGUCGUUGGCGAUUCAGUUGUGCAGUACGAUCUCGGAAAGACGGUGAAAGGCGGCAAGUUCGAGCGGACAGGUGGCUCAGGCAAGUCGCCGCCAGAAAACCUCAAAAUUGCCGUCCAAAGUCUACGUGAACGACACAAUUUGCGACGAGGACGAAUCUUUGAUAUUGUUUCCGAGAUGCUAAAGCGUCAUCCAUCUGUACGAAAAAGGUACGCUCGCCCUAUUGAGGGGCAGGACCAGCUCUUUGACGCUGCCUACGACCAUGUCGAAGAACCAAACGAUGGAAACGUCGUACAAUGUGGCCGCUGCGACAUCUCCUGGCUUUUCCCCAGGCCGCCUCGAUUUGAAAGACGCUGUAAAGUUCACUACGGCAAGAUCGCUUCAGGCAAUCAGGUCAUAAAACACGGGAAGACUCGAGACCGCUUGGCCCGGGAACUUGGUGCGGUGUGCUUCGAAAUGGAGGCGGCCGGUCUAGUUGACGCCAACUUCCCUUGCCUCGUUGUCCGUGGCAUCAGCGACUACGCAGACUCUCACAAGAACAAUCGGUGGCAGGGGUCUGCAGCUGCUGCGGCUGCCGCCUAUGCGAAGGAGCUCCUGGCCAAUCUACCGGCC